AUGCCGGCGCCAACACAACAUCGGGAGGCGGCGGCGAGAGCUUCAUUGCAGCACCGCAACCGGCGAGCUCCACGGGGUCGCAGCACCGCGUGUGCUGCACUGAGAGCGCCGGCGAGCUCCAUUGGAGUACCGAGCGCUGCACUGCAGCUCGACAUCACACCGACGAGCGCUGCAACGCAGCACCAAGAGCCGCCGGCGAGCGCUCCAUUGCAGCACUGCCGCCGACGAGCUCCAUGGGGUCGCAACGCCGCUUGUGCUGCACUGCAUCUCCGCCGCCGUCGCGAGAUCCACAGGGACGCAGCUACCUCCGGCGAUGAGCGGCGCCCAACUCCGGCCUCCCCGCGUUCGCUGCAGCACCGGCGACGAGCAGCGCCAGCCUCCGGCCUCCUGCUUCAUGUUGUGGCGCCGGCCUCAGCGUUCGCUGAACAAUCAGCCUCCGGCUCGCACACGCCGUGCCUGGACAACCCGCCCGACCUGACGGCCGCGGCCGACGAGGCGGGCGAGCUCGUCCGCGACCUCGGCGGCCUCCCGGCCUACGUCACCGGAUCCCGCAGCUCCACGCGCGCCAUCGUCCUCGCCUCCGACUACUUCGGCUUCCAAGCGCCAAAACUGAGGAAAAUCGCGGAUCAGGUUGCGGAUGAUGGAUACUUGGUCGUGGUUCCUGAUUUGCUGCACGGGGAUCCGUUCAGGGAUGAGGCCAAGAUUUCAUUUCAAGAUUGGCUGAAAACCCACUCUCCGGUGGAGGCAGCUGAAAAGACUAAAGUGCUUAUUGCUGCUCUGAAGAAGCAAGGGGUGUCUGAAGUUGGGGUUGGAGGUUAUUGCUGGGGUGCAAAGGUAGCUGUGGAGCUAUCAAAGUCUGAAGAAAUUCAAGUGGCUGUCAUUUCGCACCCUUCACUAGUGACUGUCGAUGACAUGAAGGAGGUCAAGCAUCCCAUUGAGAUUCUCGGAGGAGAGCUUGAUCAAGCUUCUCCACCGCCGAUAGUGCACCAGUUUGAACAGGCCUUGGAUCAGAACAACAAGAUUGACCACUUCGUGAAGAUCUUCCCGGGAGUAGCCCACGGUUUCGCUUGCAGAUACAACGCCAGCGACGCGUUCGCCGUCAAAACUGCCGAAAAAGCUCGUGCAGACAUGCUCAGCUGGUUCAACAAGUAUCUGAAGAAGCACCAAGAGCUUUCGCUCCACGAAUCUUAGAAACUCGAUCGCUCCAAGCUGUUUUGAACAAGUCACCCUUUUAGUUUUGUAUAAAUCGACGCCUUUUCAUUAGUUUAGAAGUACAGAAUUAAGGAGCUCUUGCCUUUCUGAAUAAAUUGCACAUCGGUGCUGAAUUUUUUAGGCGUAGCUUGGUCGUGUAUGCAAUGCAAUAAUAAAAUAGUUCCUCUAGUUUGAUUCA
Messenger RNA from Triticum urartu, 1390 nucleotides. RefSeq names its product endo-1,3;1,4-beta-D-glucanase-like. NCBI's taxonomy places the organism in Eukaryota, Viridiplantae, Streptophyta, Magnoliopsida, Poales, Poaceae. Gene Ontology annotation, molecular function: hydrolase activity. The record is from RefSeq and is a predicted model, not a curated record.